UAAAUAUAUCUAAAAUUAGUCGCAUAUCCAGGGCAACAAAACCACUGUAUACCAGUGUAAUAUAAUAGUAAAAUAAUAACUAAAUAUUUGCUUUAUGGGCGUGAUUAAAGCAGGCUAAUUUACAAUUUUCGAUUAGGUACUAUUCAAAAGAUGAUGUUAAAAAUGUUAAUAAUUAGUCUGAAAUAAUGAUUUACGGUUUUUUAUUAACAACUGUGCAAUUUACGCCGCAGCCUCCGACCUUUUUCAAUUCGCGACGACCUUCACCUGUUGACCAGCAAUAAUUAUUCUCCUGGUAUAUACGUCGUCGAUCGAACACACCCAGUGUCUUCGCAAACGCGACGUAAACAUGAGCGGCGACGCUUGCGACGACGUCGACGACGCCAAGUCCGCGCUCGAACGCCUCGGUGAAUCAGAUGAAACGCGUCGCGACGCUUUACGUCAAAUACGCGCGUGGCUCGAGGAACAACCACUUCGCGCACGCGUCGAAGACAAAUACCUGCUGCCGUUCCUGCGGGUCUCCAAAUUCGACCAGGCCAAAACCAAACGAAGAGUCACCAAUUAUUACACGAUGAAAAGGGACCGACCUGAGUGGUACCAGGACAGAGACCCUUUGAUCCCCGAACUCGCGGAACUCGUCAAGCUAGGGGUGUUUCUACCUCUGAGAAGACGCGGCGUGGACAAGCGUCUGGUCGUCAUCAUACGUACCGCGGUUCACGAUCCUAAGAAACAUCAACAAAACGACGUCUUCAAGGUGGGCAAAAUGAUACUCGACGUCGCCUGCAUGGAAUAUGAACCGGUGCAGCUGUACGGCGUAUGCGCCAUCUUUGAUAUGUCGGGCAUUAGUUACGCGCACUACAGAGAAUUGACGCCGGGCGUCGUCAUGAACGUAGUGCACGCGUGGCAAAACCACUACGUCAGUCCGAAGACGUUGGAGUUCGUCAAUGCUCCGGUCUACGUCAACAUCGCUCUGGACGUCUUCAAGAGGUUCAUGUCCUCGAAGAUGAGGGACAGGGUACUGGUGCACUAUGGCGGGGUAGAGAGCGUACCGCAAGACGUCCUGCCGCCUGAGUAUGGCGGGUCGGGGGACAGUGUCGCUGAGUUGGCAGAUUAUUGGCUGGGAAAGCUGGUAGAGUACCGGGAUUGGUUCGUAGAAGACGAAGCGUUCAGGGCAGAUUGAAGGAAGAUUGAUA
This is a messenger RNA of Cylas formicarius (sweet potato weevil), 1190 nucleotides long. Its product is annotated as retinol-binding protein pinta-like. Gene Ontology annotation, molecular function: phosphatidylinositol bisphosphate binding. Gene Ontology annotation, cellular component: membrane. Lineage: Eukaryota; Metazoa; Arthropoda; Insecta; Coleoptera; Brentidae. Bases 347 to 1177 code for a protein of 276 amino acids. The record is from RefSeq and is a predicted model, not a curated record. The transcript has a single exon.